UUUAAUCUCUCCUUGAUAUUAAGAAGUUUAAUCGUUUUCGUGUGGAUGACGAUGAUGUUCGAAUUCACGCGGGGUCAACUGAUUAGGCCGGUUUACGUGUACGAGGGUUUAAUUAAGAGUAUACAUGAUUACUUUAACAACACGUGCAUCUUACUCUUGCAUACCAAUCCGAAUCCUAUCGAGACACAGGGACUCAUGGAAGCUGAACGCUUGCUACGUCUUCAGAAAUACCUGAGUUCGACGCUUCACAUACGCACCGCGCUCAUGGAUUUUAAUAUGUUCAAAGCACGAGUUGGGCAAAGCUAUUAUCACAUCAAGAGACCGUUGUUCGUCAUAUUAAACGACCAUGAAGAUACGAGGAAUAGUUUUGCGAGUCAGGUAUCGACAUGGAUCGCAAUGGCUUAUCCUACUUGGCUGGUCUUCUUCAAUAACGAGACUAAAAUCGAAGAUUUUUUAUUUGAUAUUUACGUGCCGUUUGAUUGUAAAUUUAUGGUAGCUCGAAGCAGUGUCAAUGAAGUCGGCAAAGAAAUCAUCACUGAAGUUUAUCAAGUUGACAAAGAAAAAGAACUAAGAUCGAUGCAGUUUGGUGUGUGGGAUGUGGCAAAGGGUCUGAAGGGUCCUACACGCGGCCUAUUUUUACGAAGAAACGAUCUUUUCGGCCAGAAUAUACGCGUUACAUCGGUGCACGAUCCCCCUAUUAGUCUGUUUCAUCGUAAUGAACAGAACGAGAUAACAGGAAUGAGCGGCUUUUUCGGAGAAGUAAUUUUACUGUUGCAGGAAGGGAUGAAUUGCACAUUUACAUACACGGAGGCCAAAACGUGGGGCAGAUGUCUACCAAACGGGUCGUGUACAGGUGCCGUCGGGAUGUUAAUGAAUAAUGAUGUCGACUUCGCGGCGACAGAAUUCAUGAUGACCUCGGAUAGAUUAGACGUCAUCAGUUUUACUUCACCCAUUUAUACAACCAGAUGCCGUGCAUACAUUAAACGGCCAGCAGCGGCGAAUGUAAAAUGGGAUGCUUAUUCGGCACCGUUCUCCGUAAGCAUCUGGGGUGUCAUCGCUCUUUUCAUAAUAAUUAUGAGUGGAUCGAUCGUAUUCAUUCAGAAGCUAUUUGCGUUCGCAUCGAUAUAUCGACAACAUGAUCGUUCAUCGUCGAGAUUUACGGAGAUUUUGUUUUUUGUCAUAGGAGCGUUUUGCAGCCAAGGUAUGGAGCAAUCUACACUGGAUCCUGAAAGAAUGAUGCAUUUCGUAAUUCAUUUAACAGCCGUCGUGAUCAUAGCCGCAUAUUCUGCUGCCCUGAUUAGUUUUCUUACUGUUAAUACAUUUAUUAUGCCUUUUACGACCAUGGAUGGUCUUCUGAAAGAUGGAACUUAUCGUUUCGGUGUGGUUGGCGAUUCGGCUGACUUUAGUUUCUUUCAGAAUACAUCAGAUAAAAUAAUGAACGUAUUGUUCGAUAAACUGUUGAUGAAAGAAACUAAUUUACCAAGUAAUUAUUUGGACGGCUUAGACCGUGUUUGCAAGGAGGACAAGUACGCCUUUAUGAUUUUAGACAAUAUGGCAGCGUUGUUACAACAGAAAGUUAAUUGCAAAUUGGAGCCACUGGACGCGAUUACGCAAACUACUAUAGCAAUGGCUUUGCAACCCAACAGUCCGUACCGUGGUAUUAUUAAUACAAAUAUUCUUUUGUUGAGAGACAGCGGAAUCAUGCAGCGUUUGAUGCAAACACAAUGGUCCGUUCAGCUAAGUGGAGCACAAUCAUCGUGGAAGUCGGUCGAGAUUGGUGAUAUAGUGCCAUUGCUGCUUCUUAUAAUCGCCGCUUUGAUUAUUAGUUACUUUGUUUAUAUUAUAGAACGCAUUGCGUAUAAAAAUCUUCUUAAACGAAUGAAAGUAGAAAUGAAUGUACCGCGAUGAACUGAGGAUGUAAAUCGAGUGUUACAUUGUUACAUCUUUAUUUAA
Messenger RNA from Linepithema humile (Argentine ant), 1953 nucleotides. Its product is annotated as glutamate receptor U1-like. The record is from RefSeq and is a predicted model, not a curated record. Gene Ontology annotation, molecular function: ligand-gated monoatomic ion channel activity. NCBI's taxonomy places the organism in Eukaryota, Metazoa, Arthropoda, Insecta, Hymenoptera, Formicidae. Gene Ontology annotation, cellular component: membrane.